UUUGGCUCUGACUUCAGUUCAGUUCAAAGUUUAACAGCUGCAUCAACUAAUAAAAAACCCUCGUCAUGUUAAGUCAGGGUUAGACAUAAAGGGUAAUGCACGAGUCUUAAAUUCACACCAGUUAUUUCUGUAAAGUUUAAAUAUAUAUCUGUUCCACGCCGUGAGGGAAGUGUUCGCAGCGCAGGAAAGUUCGGUUCAGCUUGAGGAAUCAGCUCCGAGGAUUCGGUUCCUGUUCCAGUUGAAAGCAGCUGUGGAAAUGUGGCUGAAAUUUGUAGCAGCUGUGCGUGGGACCGAUGUUUUCUACAAACCGCAGAGACUCCUGCAGAAGACACAUUUGUCAUUAGUUCAGCCAAGUUGUUCCAUUCAUAUCGACACUCCUCCCAGUGUUCCGACUCUCACCACCAGCUAUGCCCACGGCAUCACCUCAUAUUCCUUACUGUCUCUCACUGUGGGCCAGAGCCUGCAGCGCAGAGUGGAGCGCACCCCUGACCGUGAGGCUGUUGUCUUCCUGCAGGAUGGCAUCAGGAAAACAUUUUCUGAGUUCCAAAACGAUGUGGAUCAGGCAGCUGCAGGUCUGUUGGCUCUGGGUCUGAAGAAGGGAGAUCGAUUGGGCAUGUGGGGACCCAACAUAUAUGAAUGGAUUCUGAUGCAGUUUGCCACAGCAAAGGCUGGCAUUAUCUUGGUGUCAGUGAAUCCAGCUUAUCAACUGCAGGAGUUGGAAUUUGCACUGAAAAAGGUGCAGUGCAAAGCAAUUGUGUGUCCAACUCAGUUUAAGACCCAGAGGUACUAUGACAUGUUGAGGCAGCUUUGCCCUGAUAUAGAUACUGCUUCCUCUGGAGGCUUGAAGAAUUCAAGGUUGCCAGAUUUGAGUAUGGUAAUUGUGACGGACAGUAAACAGCCUGGGGCUUUCCACUGGAAUGAUCUGAUGCAGGCGGCGAGCAGCCAGCACUAUCAGGAGCUAGAAGAUUUGCAGAAAAAAAUCAACUUUGAUGACCCUAUUAACAUCCAGUUCACAUCGGGAACCACUGGGAAUCCCAAAGGAGCUGCUCUGACUCACCACAAUAUUGUCAACAAUGCAUAUUUCAUUGGAUUGCGUGUAGGAUAUGACUGGAGGCAAAAGGUUAAAGUGUGUUUGCCAGUGCCGCUGUACCACUGCUUUGGCUCAGUGGGUGGGGGGAUAAUAAUGGCAGUACAUGGUGUCACACUGGUCUUUCCCUCCACUGCGUAUGAUGGACAUGCCAACCUGGCAGCUAUGCAGAAUGAGAAGUGCACAUUUGUCUAUGGCACCCCGACAAUGUAUGUAGACAUGCUGGCACAACCUGACUUGGCCAAGUUUGACCUGUCAUCUGUUGAAACAGGAAUUGUUGCUGGCUCUCCCUGUCCUCCUGAAGUUUUGAAGAAAGUAAUCAAUGUCAUGGGCAUCAAGGAAAUAACGGUUGGAUAUGGUACCACUGAGAACAGUCCAGUGACUUUCUGUGGUUUCCCAAUUGACAACAUGGAGAGAAAGACAGAAACUGUUGGGUGUGUUCAGCACCACACUGAGGCAAAAGUGGUUGAUCUCACAACAGGACACACUGUUCCUCUUGGAACUCCAGGAGAGCUUAUGAUCAGAGGUUACUGUGUCAUGUUGGAAUAUUGGCAAGAUGAAGCCAAAACCAGAGAGUGCAUAACUAAAGACCGCUGGUACAAAACCGGUGAUCUUGCCAGUUUGGACAAGUUUGGCUACUGCAGGAUAGAGGGCCGUAUCAAAGAUAUGAUUAUCCGUGGAGGAGAAAAUAUCUAUCCUGCUGAAGUUGAGCAAUUCCUGCACACACACCCAAAAGUCCAGGAAGCACAGGUGAUUGGGGUGAAAGAUGAGCGGAUGGGUGAAGAGGUUUGUGCCUGCAUUAAACUGAAGGAUGGACAGGAGUGUACUGCAGAGGAGCUAAGGACGUACUGCAAAGGCCAGAUUGCCCAUUUCAAGAUCCCCCGCUAUGUUACUUUUGUUAAGGGCUAUCCUCUUACUGUCUCAGGGAAAAUCCAGAAGAAUAAGCUGCGGGAGCAGACAGAAAAACUGCUGGGACUGUGAACACAGAGACUUGUGGUAUUUUAAACAAAUGAACAGUUAACAUGAAUGUCCAUCAGUGUAUCAUUUAACAUGAAUAGUUAACAUGAAUGUCUGUUUUCAUAACUUUUUUUUAUCUGAAAUUUAUCAGCUUUUAAUAUGGUUAACAUUUUAUAUUUGUUACAAGGCACAUUUAAAGUAUUUCAGGAAAUGCUUAUUAAGAAAACAAACUAGGCAACGAUGAACAAAACUUCUAUACCCCUGCAUGAAAUCACUUCCAUUUGGAACACAUAUCAAUGAGUAACUCGAAUAAAUAUUUUUCCACUAUUGUGAUAAAUACUGCAACAAAAACCCUCUUAUGAUAAAGUGAUGAACACGAUACUGAAUGUAUAAAAUGCAUACUAUCAAUUUGAUUUAAGGUCAACUACUUGUUUACUGUUGCAAUAAAUGUAGCUUAUACAGUACAAAUAAAGUGACC
Molecule: messenger RNA, 2522 nt
Organism: Neoarius graeffei (lesser salmon catfish)
Lineage: Eukaryota; Metazoa; Chordata; Actinopteri; Siluriformes; Ariidae
Gene: acsf2
Product: acyl-CoA synthetase family member 2
Exons: 16
Coding region: 257-2068 (603 amino acids)
Biological process (GO): fatty acid metabolic process
Molecular function (GO): medium-chain fatty acid-CoA ligase activity
Source: RefSeq, a predicted model, not a curated record